AAGGCAGGGGAGGAGAUGGCUAUCAACAAGAAAUCCAACAAGCUGCCUCAAACAGCAGUCAUCAAGCAAAUCCUCAAGAGAUGCUCCAGCUUGGGAAAGAAGCAAAGCUACGACGAACAAGGACUCCCUUUGGAUGUCCCCAAAGGUCAUUUCGUUGUAUAUGUUGGCCCUAACAGGACCAGAUACAUUGUUCCCAUCUCUUUCUUGACCCGACCCGAGUUCCAAACCUUGCUUCAUCAAGCUGAAGAGGAAUUUGGGUUCGAUCACGACAUGGGCCUCACCAUUCCCUGUGAUGAAGCUGUUUUCCAGUCUCUAACCUCCAUGCUCAGAUGA
Hibiscus syriacus is the source of this 333-nucleotide messenger RNA. Its product is annotated as auxin-responsive protein SAUR50-like. Gene Ontology annotation, biological process: response to auxin. Lineage: Eukaryota; Viridiplantae; Streptophyta; Magnoliopsida; Malvales; Malvaceae. The transcript has a single exon. Bases 16 to 333 code for a protein of 105 amino acids. The record is from RefSeq and is a predicted model, not a curated record.